AAUGCCCUGCUUGCUGCAGCUGUCGGUCCCCGCCCCUGCUGCUGCUUCCUUACCGAUUUCGCCAAUUUUCCAGACGAGUUUGUCGUCAAAGCCCGACGCAGACCCACUUCCUGGUUGCUUAGUAGAAACACUAUAAAGUUUUCUCUUACUGUUGUUGCAUCUGCACAUCGUAUCAAACAAUAACGGACAAUGUCGAGGUUUCUCUUGAGAGCAAACCUCAGAGGAUGCAUCGCCUCUCAGAUCAGAAUGGCAUCUGAUCAGCUUGGCGAGUUGGGAAAGGGAGCAGGGAAAGGUGGAGGUGGAGGAGGCUCUGUGAGGGAGGCAGGGGGUGCGUUUGGAAAGAAACAGGUAGCAGAAGAGGAGCGGUACUUCAGACAAAAGGAGAAGGAGCAGAUGGAAGCGCUGCGGAAGCAUCACGAGGAGGAGAUUGACCACCACAAAAAAGAGAUUGAGCGCCUACAGAGGGAAAUCGACCGCCAUAAGGGAAAAAUCAGAAAGCUGAAACAUGAUGACUGAAGCGGUUAUCAUUUCUCUUCCUGAAAGUCCGGCCACCUCAUUGCCAAGUCAAUGAUGAUGAUGAUCAGAUAUUGAUUGAUUUACUGCUGCUCAGGGCAAGUCCUGUACAACACAUCAUGAAUAUAAAAAGUACCAAUAAAGUGCUUACUUUUUCA
Molecule: messenger RNA, 671 nt
Organism: Scomber japonicus (chub mackerel)
Lineage: Eukaryota; Metazoa; Chordata; Actinopteri; Scombriformes; Scombridae
Gene: atp5if1a
Product: ATP synthase inhibitory factor subunit 1a
Exons: 3
Coding region: 190-516 (108 amino acids)
Biological process (GO): negative regulation of ATP-dependent activity
Cellular component (GO): mitochondrion
Molecular function (GO): ATPase inhibitor activity
Source: RefSeq, a predicted model, not a curated record